Merops nubicus (carmine bee-eater) is the source of this 529-nucleotide messenger RNA. It is a transcript of the gene TERB2, whose product is annotated as chromosome unknown open reading frame, human C15orf43. NCBI's taxonomy places the organism in Eukaryota, Metazoa, Chordata, Aves, Coraciiformes, Meropidae. The transcript is spliced from 5 exons. The record is from RefSeq and is a predicted model, not a curated record. The annotation marks the transcript as partial. Gene Ontology annotation, cellular component: nuclear inner membrane. Gene Ontology annotation, biological process: homologous chromosome pairing at meiosis; meiotic attachment of telomere to nuclear envelope.
AAUCCACAAGAGCCUGGAUUACCUAGAGGGCAGGGCCACAGUCUUCCACGCCCGCUACCUCUCGGCGUGGGCAGGCAGUAGCAUGGGCAUGAAGCCACCAGUGCCGUUGGGCCACUUUGUCCUGCCACCUGCCUGCCUGCAAGAAGAAAUCAGAAGGAAAAUUGGUUGUUUUAUUUGGGAGCAGGCAGAUGAUCCACCGUCAGGAGAGCCCAGCACGAAUGUGAGGGAGGAGCCAGAGGCGGCGGGAGAAGGCUCGGAGGAGGAAGAGGAGGAGGACAUGGUACACCUGGACAACAGCAGUGAAGAGGAAGCAACGGGCUCCAAAAGCCCUGCCCAUGGGGAAUUCCUGUACCGUGCCCUCUGGGAAUACCCGAUGAACAACAUGGUGACAGGCUACCCCUCCGCUCGAGACAUGAAGAAAUACGUCGGAGAGCUCCGGGACUUCACUCCCGGUGCCUCAGGGUACGCCGUCUAUUGGAUCCAGAACGGGAUCUGCCUCUCCUCCCAGGGGAAGAGCAGAAAAUGUUAA